This is a messenger RNA of Drosophila obscura, 446 nucleotides long. RefSeq names its product larval cuticle protein 65Ag1-like. The record is from RefSeq and is a predicted model, not a curated record. Gene Ontology annotation, cellular component: chitin-based extracellular matrix. Bases 59 to 373 code for a protein of 104 amino acids. The transcript has a single exon. NCBI's taxonomy places the organism in Eukaryota, Metazoa, Arthropoda, Insecta, Diptera, Drosophilidae. Gene Ontology annotation, molecular function: structural constituent of chitin-based larval cuticle.
AGUGGAGCAUCAGACAGUUGUCAGCAUUCUCAGGAACACAACAGCCACAGCCUUUAACAUGAAAUUCGUGAUUGUUCUCGCCUUCGCCCUCUUCGCCGUGGCCGCCGCCCGCCCCAACGAAGUGCAGAUCGUUCGCCUCGAUUCCGAUGUGGGAGUUGAGAAAUUCAAUUACGCCCUGGAGACCAGCGAUGGCACCAAGAAGCAGGAGGAUGGUCAGCUGAAGAACAUUGGCACCGAGCAGGAGGCCAUCGUUGUCCAUGGCUCGUACUCCUUUGUCGCCGAUGAUGGUGUCACCUACACCGUCACCUAUGUUGCCGAUGAGAACGGUUUCCAGCCCUCCGGCGCUCAUCUGCCCGUCGCCCCAGCAGCCUAAAAUGGAUUUUUCCACACAUAAGCACACACGAUGAUGAAUGAAUAAAAAGAAAAUCAAUUUGUUUAAAACAAAA